Talaromyces amestolkiae is the source of this 1335-nucleotide messenger RNA. RefSeq lists its product as uncharacterized. Lineage: Eukaryota; Fungi; Ascomycota; Eurotiomycetes; Eurotiales; Trichocomaceae. The transcript has 2 exons. The record is from RefSeq and is a predicted model, not a curated record. The coding region runs from base 1 to 1335 and encodes 444 amino acids.
AUGACUUCCACAAACGUCCUCCGAGAUUUCUCCCACCACCUCACAUUCCGUAGUUGUGUUACAUGCACCACGGAACCAGUCUGCAACUGUGCCGCCGGUGAAACCUGUGUCGAAUCGAGUCGAACCUGCACGGAAUGCCCUACCACAUCCUGCUUGCCGGCAGCGUCAACAUCGACAUCCACACCCAGCUCCGGUGGCGGCACGAAUACGGGAGCCAUCGCGGGAGGAGUUGUCGGUGGUCUUGCUGCUAUCGCCAUCGGCGUGUUUCUCUUCUGGUGGUUUGUGAUCCGAAAGAGACGCCAGGAACAAGCUGCCCAGCAGCCCGCCGAACCCUCGAUACGUCAUGAACGCAGCAGAUCGAUGCAAUCUAUUGCAUCGACGGUUCUCACUCGUGCUUCCAACGUGAUUCAAAUCGCUUAUAUUCCCGGUGUCACCAAUCGCUCGCCUCCGGAAACUCCAGGGACACUGGUCCCUCCAGUUCCUGCUAUUCCAAGUACACACGCCUCGACCUACAGCAGCGACCAGUAUCUCUUCACACCGCGCGAUCUCCGCGACUCGCGAUACACGGCCACCAGUGACCGCCGCAGUAUCGCUACCAGUCUCGCCCGAAGCAGUGUUGCCACGACGAUUUACCGACACGAUGCCAUUGUCAGUCCCAUUCCCGCCCAGCAGGUUCGCGCUGCCAAAGCCGCCGUGGUCAGUGUCAAAACAGGAAAUAGCACGCCUAGCGAUUCACUUUCGUUGCGCACCAUCGACGCACCAGCAGUACCAGCCAUCACAGAAGCUCAACUACAGAAAGCCGGCAAGAUGAAACCACAACUCAGUUCUAUUGUUGCCCGCUCUGUUGUCGCUCGCCCAGUCAACGUCAAAGCAUCAGGAUCGAAGCCCAAGGUUCCUACAGUUUCAGAAGAAGAAGUUCAUUCCGAUGAUUCGGAGUCGGUUGCCUCACAUUCUCGGGCCAAGAAAUUCAGUAACCAGGAAUCGACAUUUGACGAUUCGUCAGACGAUGACAGCGGUGACGAAGUCAAUGAGAAGGGGCAUUCCAACACAGCAGACAAUAUCCAAAUCGCCUUCUCGUCGCCUAACGAAGGUCCAUUCGCAGACUCGAAUAUAGCAGGAACCCCUCGAGUAACUGUCAGCACUGCCACCAGCAUCGCUCCAUCAACAGCGACUGAAGCAGUGUCUUCCUCUCGCGCCAGCAUGGACAGCAACCACGGCUCACAUCGACAACGAUCCAGUAUCGGAUCCACUCGAAUGUUAGAAAAUACCAUUGCUCAUGGUGCCACCAUACAACGGUCGUCGAGUCCAUUUGAUGACAAACAUGAAGUCAAAUAA